This is a messenger RNA of Coniophora puteana RWD-64-598 SS2, 2775 nucleotides long. RefSeq names its product CBF-domain-containing protein. Lineage: Eukaryota; Fungi; Basidiomycota; Agaricomycetes; Boletales; Coniophoraceae. The record is from RefSeq and is a predicted model, not a curated record. The transcript is spliced from 8 exons. Bases 1 to 2775 code for a protein of 924 amino acids. Gene Ontology annotation, cellular component: nucleus.
AUGGAACCAUCUUCACAGUGGUAUAACAGCGUCCCCGUUCUCUCCGGCGCUCCAGGAAAGCCCCCAUCGUCCGACAAAGUCACUUCCCUCUACGAUCGCGCUGCCUCCCUUCACUCCGAUGCCGUCACGUCAUAUCAGUCCAAAUCCUCCUCCACCGUCACCUCGUCUAGCUCCGAGUACUCCUUCCUCCAAAAGAUCUUGCAGUCCGGUACGCUUUCCGACAGGCUGAGUGCCCUCACGCUCCUCGUGCAAAGCAGUCCGCUCCACAAUACCAGGGCGCUUGAAACGCUCAAGGGCAUGGCUGAGCGCGGUAAGGGGAAGGGAGGGCGAGAGGAGAGCUUGAAGGCGCUGAGGUGUAUCGUCGAUUGGUGGGUAGGCGGCGGAGCGCCGAAUCGCAAACUAAAGUACUUCCGGGACCACCCUCUGUCCCAUUCCGGCGUGACUGAUCAACAUCUGCUGGUUUGGUAUUUCGAAGAUUGGCUGAAGAAGUAUUUCUUUUCCGUGCUCAAGAUUUUAGAGAACCUAUCCCUUGACUCUCUAACCUACGUUCGCACUCAAGCUCUUAGCUUGAUCUCUACUCUUCUCCGAGAGAAACCUGAACAGGAGCACAACCUGCUGCGCCUCCUCGUGAACAAGCUUGGAGACUCAGAAAAAUCGAUAUGCUCUCGAGUAUCAUACCAUCUUCUCCAAGUCCUCCAAAGCCACCCUUCGAUGAAGAUCAUCGUCGUCCGCGAAAUGACCUCCCUCAUUCUACGGCCCGUGGGGUCGACCGCGACCGGUAUGCCCCCUCCCGUGAACACGCUCAUCAAGUUCGACGACGACGGCUCAGCGCCGAAGCCGAAGGGGGACAAGAAGGAUGCAACGCCGAAAGCCGCGUACAACGACCACGCUCGUUACUACGCCGCUAUCACCUUCAACCAGAUCGUCUUUGGUCCUGAAGACCGCGACGUCGCCAUCCAGGUGAUCGACGUAUACUUCCAGAUGUUCAAGGAUCUUCUGGGUGAGGGGAAGAGCGACGAUGAUACUCCAGAGGAGGUCGUUGAGCCAGAAGAGGACCCAGUCAAGCAAAAGCGCAAAGACGCCGGGAAAAUUCAACCGCCUAAGAAGAAGCGUGAAAAGACCGUGGUCGGCGAAGGUGGUUUUACGGAGGUGGAGGAUUCUCAGUCAAAAUUGAUCUCUGCUAUCCUCACUGGCGUUAACCGCGCGCUGCCGUACGCGAAGUUAACCGCCUCAGACGCUGGACUUAACAAGCACAUUGAUACGCUAUUCCUCAUCACCCACACAUCUACCUUCAACAUCUCGUUGCAAGCGCUUGUCCUCAUCCAGCAAAUUUCCUCUUCACUUUCGUCAGACGUCUCCGGCGCUUCAUCUUCCGCUGGCUCCUCCCUAUCCAAGUCCAUCACGGAUCGUUACUUCCGCACCCUCUACUCUUCAUUGCACGAUGACCGCUUGACUUCGUCGUCCAAGCAAACGAUGUACCUUAACCUGCUAUUCAAGUCCAUCAAAGCUGACGACAACCACGACCGUGCCAAGAGUUUCGUCCGCCGCUUCAUCCAAGUACUAGCGAGCGGAGGCGGAGGCAGCAUAGAAUUCAUUGUCGGUGGACUGUAUCUCCUCGGAGAACUGUUCAGUACCGUCCCAGGGCUGCGCGAGAUGACCAAGACCUCUGCGUCCAUGCAGGAGGACGAAUCAGAAAGCCAGUACGACCCCCGAAAGCGGGACCCGCAGUACGCGCACCCGUCGUCGACACCACUAUUCGAGCUGCUCCCGCUUCUGCGUCACUAUCAUCCGACCGUGUCUCUCCAUGCACAGCAACUGCUCAACGCUCAACCCAUCACCUCGAGUGCUGAUCUCUCAUUGAACACCUUGUCGCAUUUCCUCGAUCGCUUCGUCUACAAAAACCCCAAGAAGGUCAAGCCCAAGGGCGCCAGUUUUAUGCAACCUGCGGCUAGCGCAAACGACAAAAUUAGCGUCAAGCUCGUCAAGGGCGAGGUAGACAGUGGUCCGAUGGUGAACGACGAUAAGUUCUGGCGCAGAAAAAUCGAGAAUGUACCUGUGGACGAGGUAUUUUUCCAUCAAUAUUUCUCGCGGAAGAACCAGAAAAGCACUCGUAGAACGGACACGGGCAAAGACGGUGGAGGCGAAACAGGAGACGAGGAUGAAGAGGAAGACGAUGAGUCCGGGGAUGACGAUGCUGCUAGCAGUAGUGCUGACGAAGACGAGGAGACCAAGGCCGAUGGCGGAGAAGAGGAUGAUGAUGAAGAUGAAGAGGGAAGUGAUCUGGGUGAGGAUGAAAUUUGGAAGGCCAUGCUAGCUACCAUGCCACAUGAGGAUGGCGACGAAGACCUCAUGGAAGACGACAGCGAUGACCUGCCGUCAGAUCUGGACGACUUCGAUGACUCCGAUGGGGAUGCGCCAAGUGUCGAUGUGGAGGACGAAGUAGAAGAGGAGGAUGAAGAUGAUGCUUCCGCGCAGGAUGAGGACGGUGCUGCGGGAUCCGAAGACGGACUCUCAAUGGCAGAAGCCUCGGACGACGAAGAUCUGCUGGCUGUCGACGACAUGCCAGACGGGCUCAUCGAGUAUGAUGGGUCUGACGCUGGCGAACAAGAGGGUGAGGGUGAGGAAUGGGGCGGAUUCGGAGGGGCAUCGUCAAAACGGAAGCGUGGUGGAGAGGACAAGAGCGGAAAACGCAAGAAGCGACAGAAGUUGCCCACCUUCGCAUCAUACGAGGACUACGCAAAGAUGAUCGAAGAUGGUCCCGAGGACUUCAUCUAA